ACAUUAUUAGGAAGAAAUUUCUCAUUAAAUAGAUACAAAUAAAAAUAGAUUUUUGCUUCAAAUUGGUGUGAUUUUUUAUAAGGUCACAUUGUUUUCUACUUAAUCGAUGUUUUCAAUAUUUGUUCGUGACAAUUCGGUUUACAUACAUCGUAGUAUCUUAUAUGUUUUUUAGAAUAUUAGAUUCCGGGUUUUUACUUUGAAAAUUCUCAAAAAUAAUUCCUACAAUUUUCUGUAUGAACAGUGAAUUGUUAUAUCUUAUUAUUAUAAACAACUUUCGUAAAAAUUAGCUCGCCAGUUUUAUAAUCCCUGUCUUUUGACAUCUGUCAAGUUAGGAGGGCGUAUUCGUAUUCAUUGCCAAGGAAUUUUCUUCGACGUUCAAUUCGGUGAAAUUGUUCGCAAAAUCGGACUUUUUGUACUUGAAGUGCCUUGUUCAGAAUUUUAAGUGCUAAAUACAUAUUCCAAGUAAUAUUUUAAUUUCCAGACAAAUAACGGAGGUUCUGGUGGUAUUCGACCAAAUUCAGCCUCGACGCAACCAUUUGGCGGCGGGGGAGGCGGUUUAAAUAGUAAAGGGUGCGGAGGCGGUCCAAUGGCCACCCAGCACCAAACUGCCGGUGUUUACCGCGGCCAAUGGAGCAGUGUCGGUGCUGGUCACCAACAUCAACAUCCAGCCGCCGCUCCUACUGGACACACGUAUUAUCAAAGGUACACAGCAGUACAACCGGCGCAAGUACAGGCUCAGCUCCAAUCGCCGGCACAAAAUUCCUACACGCCUAGUAGUACUACCAACACUAGCAAUUACAACAAUUCAAAUUCUUACACAAAUCAAAGAGUGCCAACUGCGACCUCUCCAUCAAAUGCCAGUAGCUCCAGUAGUCAUACAGGUAGCCAAAGCGGCAACGUGUCCACAUCUCUUAGCAACAAUAUGCCCAACAAUACCAAUUCGUCAUCUAACAACUCCUCGUCUGGAUCUGAGCAGCUUUCGAAGACUAAUCUUUACAUCAGGGGCCUAAAUCCCGGAACUACUGACAAAGAUUUAGUUAAUAUGUGUCAACAAUUUGGCACAAUCAUAUCCACCAAAGCGAUUUUAGAUAAAAAUACUAACAAAUGUAAAGGUUAUGGUUUCGUAGAUUUUGAGAGUCCUGCCGCAGCCGAAGGCGCAGUGAAAGCUCUUACUGCUAAAAACAUUCAGGCUCAAAUGGCGAAAGUGGGUAUUUGGUAUCAACACCGUAGAAAAGCCACUCAACAGGAGCAAGAUCCCACAAAUUUGUACAUAGCUAACUUGCCGCCGAAUUUUAAGGAAUCGGAUUUGGACCAAAUGUUAUCCAAAUGUGGACAAGUGAUAUCAACUCGCAUACUUCGGGAUGCUUCAGGAAUAUCUAAGGGAGUUGGUUUUGCUAGGAUGGAAAGCAAAGAGAAGUGUGAAUAUAUAAUACAAAACUUCAAUGGUAAAAUUCUUACUGGUAGCAAGGAGGCACUCUUGGUUAAAUUCGCAGAUGGGGGUAACAAAAAGAAGAAUAUGUAUAAGAAUAAUGAUACUAAAAUUUGGCGUGACGGAUCUGAAAGUUUAACUGCUGUACCAUAUGAUCCAUCAACACUCGCGCAAAAUGGAGUAGCAGGACAGCAUUUGAUGCCAGCUUUGGCGAACUACAGGCAUUACAAUCAGUUUAUUGAUCUACAGUAUCCUUCAUAUACUGGACAAUGGCCUGUUCAAUAUUUGAUGGCACCACCGGUGCAAGCAAUAGACGAAACCUACAAUUUGUCAGGGCAUAUGGCAGCUCAAUAUAAAAACGACGGGCAACACCCACGAGGAAUUCCUCUUAUGAUGCCAUCUACAGAGACGACUGUUCCUUAUGCUAAUAUUAUACCUCAGCUCGCUACGCAAAUGGGAGCAAUGCAAAUUAGUACUGGAUCAUACAUUUCACCACAAUAUCAAUAUUAUCCGUCGACGAUAUUGCACGCUGUUCCUGUCGACUCUGAACACACUUCGAACGCAGCAAGUCCAGAAGAUCCUUAUCAAGCGUACCAAGGGCCCCCCAAGUAAUUUCUGUGUAAUAAUUAUUUUGGACGUAUUAAAAGAUACCCUUUUUAAAAGUUGCCGCAAGCUUUUUUUAAGUUGAAAAAAAUGAUGUCGGCAUUGCAAAUGUCAAAUUUAAAGCUAGCAUAGGUAAUUUAUGAAUUUUAGAGUUUUGGCAGUUUUUAAACUGGUCUGAAAGGUCGGAUUUAGAAACGACGACCAAUUGGUUAUUUUGCUGCUGAACGAUUUGUCUUAUUUUUUUUUUUAUAAAAUAUGAUUACAUGAUACAAAAAAAAGGACUGAACUAUGUGUAAAGUAGAUAUUUUUGAUACAGUAUGUUCCUAGUUUGACAACUAAAAUUGUAUUAAAAAUAUGUCUUCUGAACUUAGUCUGUGUAGGGAAAUGCGCCUGAAUUUACAAGAAAAUGAUGUAGUUGCUUCAACGAUUCACCAAAUAUCACUUAUUAAGUACUUAAUGUACGUUACGCGCAUGACUGAUUUAUUUUUUUUCUACUGAGUCGGUACUUAUUUUUUUACAAUAAUAUAUUAUUUCCUUUAACUCGACUAUAAUAAUAAUUGCGUAAGGAUUGGUACACUAUUGAAAAUGACAUUUUUAUUAUAUUUUCAAAUAAAAUCUAACAUUCUAACAAAGUUACCAGUAGUUGUUCUUGAAAGUGUAAACAAAUAAUCUAAAUAUAUUUUCUUUAAUGUUGAAUUGUUUAUUUGAAAAAGUGUUUUCAAUUUCAUUUUAGUUACCAACAUAUAUAGAAUUUUUAUAGAUUUAUUUAUAUAAUAUAAAAUCAGUUUUAUUUUAUAUGAAAAGAGACCUAAAUCAAGAUAAAUCAUUAUGAAAAGAAUAUUUCAUACAUAGUUGUCUUUUGUUCUAUAUUUUAAUUGGUAAAUAUUUAAAACAGUUUGUUUCUAAUAGUCAUCAAGUUUAUAAUGAUUUUAUGGAUAUUGUAAAUUACUUUACACAUCUUUAUUCUUUACUUAACUGAUAUGUAAUGGCAAAACAUUUAAAAAUAACAUAUCAGUUGUUCACAACUAUAGCCUACAAUAUAGAAGUAAAGGCAUUUAAAAAAAAUUGAGAUCAAAUUUUGCUUGCAGAUUCAGUAGAAUUUUCAAGUUAUUAUCGAAUUGUUUUACAAAGAAGUAGAACUAUCUGGCAGGUAUUCUGUUUCAGAUCCAUUGAAAGCUUAGUACACAACAUAAAGAUUGAAAAAAUGAACGUUUGCAAUUUUAUGUUUGUUACCAAUUAUUUAUUUACUUUGGUAUAAAUGAAAAUUAAGUAUAUACGUCCAUAGUAUAUUUAUAAAUAGACAUAUUUCAACAAGAGUGUUGGAAAUAUCUUAAAUAUUAUAUAUACUAUGAUAUAGUAUGAACUUGUUUUGUUUUUUUCUUAUAUGGAAAAUUUAGUGGUCUUUGAGGCAGUGCUUCGUAGCAUAUUUUAGAAUUAACAUCAAUUGUAUAUAUUGUUUCGUAAAUGGAGUAUUUUCUUGCGCAGAUCCAAUUUUCCAAAAUGUAGGUGAAAACUAGAAUAGUAAUUACAUAGUUUUAAACAUGUAAAAAGUAAUAUUGAAAGAAAGAAAAACGACUUUUCUACACAAACAGCAGUAAAAUGGUGUUUUGAUCUUCCCAAGCCAAAUAAAUGGCAUAGAAUAGGUAAAAUUAGUAUUUUAUUUUUUGAUGAAGAUCUACAUAGGCAUAUAGGUAGUUGUUUAAAACACUACGCAACAUUUUGCGAUAAAACUGCUCAUAUAAUCAAAUAAUUUCUUCCUAAAUCAACAUCUAUAAAUUUUACUUCCAAGAUAGACUUUUGUCGUUACAGAUAAUUUAAUUUAUACAACUUCAAAUUUUAUUUAUUUCUAAAUUUCGCCGUUAUCGUACAUAUUUUAAAAGAAAUAUGGGUACCGAACAUCAUACCCCAGAAAAAAAUGAUAGUACUUAGUAUAAAAUGAGAAAUGGAAGAUAGUAUAUCACGAAUAUGUAACAUUAAUAUCAUUUCUAUUCAAAUAAUAUAUUGUUAUCAAUUUUAUUAAAUAAUUAAGUUUCCAUGAUUUGAUGGAAUUUCCAUAUUCUCCUACACUGCAUAGAACAAUAAUGUUCCUUCAGUGAUAUAAUUUUAAUUAACAUUAAUCAUUAACACAGUACAAGAAGAAAAAACUAAAGUUGUUAAUGUCGUCUUAAAAUUUUCAAAUUAAUUUCAACUGUAUCUUAAACCAGCGGUUUUUAGUAACGGAACCUUUUUGGAAAGUGAAAUACUUCACCAUCAAUAAUCAUAAUAUGAAUAGGUACAAUGUAAAAAAGGUAAAGAAUUUAAUGAGAGGUAUAAAACUGUUUCUUGUUUUUCAUCAAUUGGUUGAUGCCAGGUUUGAUGGGAGAUAGUUGAAAUCUUAUGUCAGAUUCGACGUCCAGUCUAUUGCGGUAUUUUGUUUUCGUAGCUGCAUAGGUUGAAAAUCCUGUUUCGCACAAUAUGUUGUUGGGAACAGGAGAAGAGCAUUCAGAGCCAUUUUGGCAAGCAUAGGAUAUUCAUCACCGAUUCUGACCCAAAAAUCGUUGAGAGGCGUCGUUUUGAAUAAAACUCCAUACUUGUGUCAGAUGACAUUUCCAAAUACCACUCAUAUAUCAUUUGACAUACUUUCGGGCUUUCGCACCUUGGGUGAAAAAGGGGUUUUGAAUCCAUGAAUUCUUUUUCAUUUUUGUAUUCUGUUCCUCGAGAAAAUACAUCCAAAAAAUGCGCGCAUUGCAGUUAGAUACUGGACGAAUUCUUCAAAUAUAUCAUCUUGAAACAUUUCUGAGUUGCUAUCGCUAACAAGCGCAUUGAGUGACUUAAAGCUUUCUAUUUCUUUCUUUCCAAGGCAAAUAAUCCAAAAAUCAAUUUUUUUAAGGCAGUAAUUUAGUUACAGUCCUGGAACACUGUUGUCUCUUCUCAUCGUAAUGAUAAAUUCAAUCCGUUCAGAGUUUGAAAGAUAUCCGCCAUAAAAGACAAUUUUAUCAUACAAACGUUCUUUCAAAUUAAAAUAAAUUUUGCUGCUAUAAUCUUCACACAAAAAUAAGAACAAUUGGGAUUGCGGUGGUCGUGAUUUGUUGAAAUUGAUUAUUUUCAUCGCUUCAUCGAGAGCAUUCUUCGUCGCAAGUUACUGUCUAUGCAGGAUACAAACGGAACGGAUCGACUCCACUAAAUGAUUUACUAAUUUACUCGACUAAAUCGCAACAAUCGAAGAAAAAUAUCGAUUGUUGAUAAUCAGAGGUGUUUUCAUUUUUUUUUUAAAUCUCUCGGAGCUCCCACAGAGGCUUCCAGGAACCCGGGUUCCGCGAAGCGCACUGUGUAUGACUGUCUUAAGCCAAUGGAUUAACAAUAUUAAUGAGAUAAAAUUCUCACAUCAAUAUUAUCGGCUGGAUGAUCAAUAGGCUUCUAGAUGAUCGAUUUUAGAGCACAAAACUACAAGUUAUUGUAGCAAUAGGAAUUAAUAAUGUAAUACAUUUUUUUGAUGUAAGAGUAGCAUAUUUGUGGAAAAGGGUUAAUGACAGAUUAAUUUGUUGAAUAAGUAUAAUAAAACAACUUCUAGAUGCCCAAUACGUUGGUACUGAUUAUUUAAAUUUUCAAACAAAUUGACGGCAUAUCUGUUUGAGUGGACUCUCCAAUAUUCUGGUACAACUUAGAGCAGUAUAUUGGUAAAAAAGAAUUAACGCUAAGUUAGUGUGAUGAAUAUGCAUAUUAAAGAGACUCUGAUAUGCCAAAUACAUGGGUUAUUAAUAAUUCACGAUAUUCUCAAACACAUUGAUGGCAUGUUUAUUAGGACCUUAAAUUUUUUAUCGGCUACAAACUGUAGUUUGAACAACUUUUUUAAUUCGAAUGGAAUGUAGAGCGCGAUUAUUUAAAAGUAAUUGAGAAGAAUCUGAAAUUUAUCCAUUAUUUUUAUUACUUCUUAUUUAUUACUAUAACAAUUGAUAAUCAAUGAGCGAUAUCCUUUUUUUUAAUUCUAUAAUAUUAUCUUUGCAGUUUUUGUGUUGAAAGAAAGACUGCCAUAUAACUGUUAAUACAUUGUUGACACGCAAAAAAAUGCAAAGUGAAACAUUUUGUAGAAUUUUCAGUAUUUUAAUAAUAACAUCAGUAUUUUAACUAUAACAAAAUAAUGCACAAUAUUUUACCAUUUAUAAAAAUUUACUUAUUUUAAUUACGUACGAUAAUGGUGGAACCAUAUCAAUUUUCAAUAGAAAUUGACAUGAUCUCAAUUAAGUGUAUGAAAUUCAUUUGAUGUAAAAAAAUUUAAUCUGAUAUCAAAUUGUUUUAUGAGAUAUGUCAAAAUCAGUUUUUAUAAAAAAACCUGAAUUGUUUGUUGUGACAUUCCAAUGUCUUAGAUUUGUUGAUAAUAUUCACUAUUUAUUCAGAAAGUUUUCUUUUUUUCGUUUUAAAACGUGUCCCUACUUUUGUACAGUUACGUUAUAGAUAAAGUAUGUAUAGUGCAAUUUUUUUUUGUUUUAUUUUAUUAGAUUUAUUUAUGAUUGAAAAAUAAUAUAUAUUAAAUUGGGAUUCUUUUAAAAUGGACUGACUGUAUUAUUUAUUUACAACAAAUCCAGUAGAUGAACUUGGAGACGCGAAGCUGUGAUUUUUCUAUUUUUUUUUUCAGUUCUAUGUGUAUAGUUGAACGUAAGGGCGAGAAAAUAAAUCCGGUUUAUUUACUGGAAACAUAUAUUUUGAUUAUUUCAUAAUGAUGAGACAUAGCCUUUGAUAAAAAUGUUGGUCGGUAUCUGACAUACUUACUGGUUUAGGUUAUAUCACUAAAAUGAUUGGAUUUAUAUUAUUUCACAAGGUGUCCCAGAAGGACAGUGAAGGCAUAUGAAAUGAGGUAUUAUUUUAGAUAUGUUCAGUGAAAAACUAGAGUUUCAAUAUUUUUUACAUUUUUGUUUAGAGAAUUUCUUAAUUUGGUAGUAUGACUUUAUGCAAUGUUUUUUUCUGCUUCCAUUAUUGUUCUUGUUAAUCUAUAUAUCUUGAUUCUUCCAGUAUGCUUAUAUUCAGAUGUUUAUUUAUAUAAUUGAUUCUUGUUUUGUUUCUUUCCUAAUGUCAAUAACUAAUGGUUAAAAAUAUGGGAGCAGAAUUUAUCACUAACCUUUCUGUUUUUUCUCAAUUAUUAUAUCUGAUCAUGCUUUGUAAUUUGAUUGCUGCUUUUUAACGUAAUAAUCUAUAAGCAAAUCAACAAAAAAUAUCUACUCCCAAAAAUAAGUCUGUAAUUUAAAUCAGUAAGUAAAACUGUUCGUCAGGCAAUUGAUGCAUAGAACUUCACUUGAAAGAUAUUGUGCCUUUUCAGAUAGUCCACAGGGGAUAUACUGAAAAAUAUUUUAUAUAUUUUUUUAACUCGGUGUAUUCUUGAAAAAACCGAUAACUAAAUUUUACCUUAUAGUUGUUUAUGUGUUGUAGACGAUUUGUGAAUGUUCUUUUUUGGUUUCCUUUUUUGAAAUGGAGGUCAGGGUAGAAUAAAAAAGGCACAUUAUAACAACUGCUAUUGCAGAGUGUCUUUGCACCCUCCAUCCAAGUUUUGUAUGUUUAUAGUGAACAAGUUCUAGAGACUAUGCGCUCUUGUUUACAAAGAGCAAAAAUAAAGUAAACUCAGCUUUGUUUUGUAUAAAAUAUGUAGAAAUUGACAACACUGGUAAUAUUCUAAACAGAAUAUAAUGUUGAUAGAGGUUAAUUGUCCUAUAGAAUAUAAUAUACAAUUUAAUGAUAGGUCUUUCUUUAUUUGAAACAGUUUUUAACUUCUUGAACAAAUUUUCUGUUGUUUCACUUUGUCAAUUUAGAAAAAAGGGGAAUGAAUUCAGAGAUAGAUAGGACAUUGUGAUCUGAAGUUAUAGUCCUCUGUCCCUCCUUAAUGACAAUACAAUUACUUCAAAGAUUUUCUUUUUAAUUCACUUGAGGAUGGUAUGUUUAAUACUAUUCUAUUUUAUCAAAUUUUUUAUUAUAACAUUCUCGCAUAAUCAUAUUGUUUUCAAUCAAAAAAUUAUAUAUUUUUAUACCUAAACUUUCAUUGCGAAUUUAUAUAAAACUAUGAAUUUUUACUUUUCAUUGUCAAAAAGUUUUUGGGGAGUUACUCAAAGGCAAUAUUUUAAUUGAACGUUUCUAUCUGAUUUUAUAGUAAUUUAAAAUCAAUGUUUUAUCUAUUAUAUAAAACAAAGUUGAGUGCAACAGCUGAAGCCAAAUAUUGCAUUGAAGUAUUGACAUUAUUUGUGAAGGUUUUAUACAGCAUAACUGAUAAAAAAUCAGUUUUAUUUUCAUAUACACGAUAUGAUAACGUAUUUCGAUGAUAUGAGGUUAUUUUUAGACCAUAAUAAUCGAAAAAUCGAUCAGCGACUACCUAUUUAUUAAAGUCAUAAAGUUGGUUCUCAAGGGUAAGAACUACUGAAAAAAGUGAUUGGUAGAAAAUAACGUUUGCAUUUUUGAAUCCUAUUGAAUAUUUGUAACAAAUUGAGACGAGUCAUCGUUUUUAUAGAUUUAAAAAGUAUUACUUGAUACUUUGGCCCAGUUUAUAUUGUUUUAUUUUUACUAUACUUUGUAGUGAUAUUAAUUAGUAACAAAUUUGAAAUUACUAAUUAAUAAUCUGAAUGUUCAAUUUAGAAUACAUUAAUAAAUGAUUUGAAUAAUUCAGCCUAUAAGUACCAAUGUCAUUUUUUUGUAAUUGAAUAAAUAUGAAUAAUAAAAUGAGAAUAUUCAAAUGCAAUUGAUUAUUUAUAUCCAAUUAAAAUAUGGAGUCUGUGGGAACUAACUUCCCAUUUGUAUAAAGUAUGCUAGAAAGCAUUUAGAUAAGUUAGCUUGUAGACUUAGAUUUAUAGGUUUAACAUUUAGGUAAGUUUAAAAUUAAGAAAAAUUAGUUAGGUUUAGUGUAGUAAAACAAAAAAAAAUAAUUAAGGCCUUUUUCAGGUGGAAUAUUAGAUCAGUUUUUAGUUAGUGUUUAUAUUAUAUAGAUAUAUUUAAAUAAGCUGAGAGUAUGGUCAUAUUUCAAAACAAUAUCUGUUUUUUAUUUUUUUAUUUGUUUUUGAGACAUGACCGAAUUUCAGUUGGUGUUUUUAGUCAUGAAGGUGCGCUGCCUAAUAUUUCACCAGAAAAUAAAGAAAAGCAAAAAAAUGGUAUAACUAAAUGUUUUUUAUUGUUAUAAGUUUAAAGUGUAUGUUUUUUGUUUUCUUUUUCUUUUUGUAUUGUAAGACUUUGUGUUGGUAAAUAUAAUGUAUUUGUCCAAAAA
This is a messenger RNA of Diorhabda sublineata, 9245 nucleotides long. Its product is annotated as protein alan shepard. The transcript is spliced from 9 exons. Gene Ontology annotation, molecular function: poly(U) RNA binding; mRNA 3'-UTR binding; poly(A) binding. Gene Ontology annotation, cellular component: cytosol; nucleus; ribonucleoprotein complex. The coding region runs from base 587 to 2041 and encodes 484 amino acids. The record is from RefSeq and is a predicted model, not a curated record. NCBI's taxonomy places the organism in Eukaryota, Metazoa, Arthropoda, Insecta, Coleoptera, Chrysomelidae.